Paracoccidioides brasiliensis Pb18 is the source of this 426-nucleotide messenger RNA. RefSeq lists its product as uncharacterized. Gene Ontology annotation, biological process: cellular response to oxidative stress; carbon utilization; cellular response to carbon dioxide. Gene Ontology annotation, cellular component: cytoplasm. Bases 1 to 426 code for a protein of 141 amino acids. The record is from RefSeq and is a predicted model, not a curated record. Gene Ontology annotation, molecular function: zinc ion binding; carbonate dehydratase activity. The transcript has a single exon.
AUGAGCUCCGCGUGUGUGAUAGAAUAUGCAGUCGUCUACCUGAAAGUCAAGCACAUUGUGUUGUGUGGUCACACAUCGUGCGGUGGCAUAGCUGCCGCUCUCGCAAAUAAGAGACUGGGUCUACUGGAUAGCUGGCUCAUGCCUCUCCGCCACCUGCGAGAACAGAACCUGUAUCUGCUCAAUGAUUUGAAUACCAGUGAAGCGGCGGAGAAACUGGCAGAAAUCAAUGUGCGCCAGGGACUGCGUACGCUGAAAGAAAAUAGUGUGGUCCUAGAUGCAAUUCAGGAGAGAGGGUUGAAGCUGCAUGGAGUACUGUAUGACGUUGGCAGCGGGAUUCUGAGAGAGCUUGAUGUCGCAGAGUCGGUGGAUGUUGUUCAUAGCCGUAUUAUUGCUUUUAAAACUCUGAGGGCGGAGAUGGUGCAUUGA